CCGGUGCGGUGUGCGCCGCGUCCCGGAGCGGCGGAGCGGGGGGUGCUGCUGCUGCUGCUGCUGCGCCUCCGGAUAAAACACAAACUAGCCAAAAAAAAACCCCUUACUUUUUAACUUUUUAUUUUGUGGGUAUUCCUCCCCCUCUCCAACCUCCUCCCGUAAAGCGGCGGGGCGGGAAGGGAGCUUCUCCGGGCUGCACAAGCAAAGCAUGGCGGAGGCUGGCGAUGAGAACCGUCCUCCCCGCAGCAUCCAGCGCCUCUGACAAGCGCGGAGCCAGAGGGGGUGGGGGUGGGAAAGGGCGGGAGGGGGGAGAGCAUGGGAGGGAGGGAGGGGGCGGCCAGUCCUUCCCCCUGCACUUGUCAGAUGCAGAUGGGACUGGCAAAGUUUGUUUGAAUAAAAAAAAAGCCAAAAAAAAAAAAAAAAAAGCCAGGAAAAAAAAAAAGGGGGAAGAGCAGGAGGAGGGAGAGGGAAAAAAAAAAAAAAAGAUCCUAGAAAUCCAAAAAGGCUCAUCUGGGAAGGAGAGAGAGGAGAGCGAGAGGAAGCGGGAUGCAACUCAACCUGACGCUGAUCUGCUUCGUCUUCGGGGGGUUCCUGCCCGACGCCGCGGCCCGGCGGGAGCAGAUGGACACGGGGCAGUGCGACCUGCCCCGCUCGCAAGGAGAGCUCAACUCCUUCCUCUGGACCAUCCGCCGUGACCCCCCUGCCUAUCUCUUCGGCACCAUCCACGUGCCCUACACGCGAGUGUGGGACUUCAUCCCCGACAACUCCAAGGCCGCUUUCCACGCCAGCUCCAGCGUCUACUUUGAGCUGGACCUCACUGACCCUUACACCAUCUCGGGGCUGGCCAGCUGCCAGAUGCUGCCCCAUGGGGAGAACCUGCAGGAUGUGCUGCCCCGGGAGCUGUACCGCCGCCUCAAACGCCACCUGGACUACAUCAAGCUGAUGCUGCCUCACUGGAUGACCCCGGACCAGCGGGGCAAAGGGCUCUAUGCUGACUACCUCUUCAACGCCAUCGCCGGCAACUGGGAGCGCAAGAGGCCUGUGUGGGUGAUGCUCAUGGUGAACUCCUUGACGGAGACGGACAUUCGCUCCCGAGGGGUGCCGGUGCUCGAUCUUUACCUCGCCCAGGAGGCCGAGAGGAUGAAGAAGACGACGGGAGCGGUGGAGAGGGUGGAGGAGCAAUGUCACCCACUGAAUGGGCUCAACUUCUCCCAGGUGCUGUUUGCUCUAAACCAAACCCUGCUACAACAUGAAAGCCUCCGAGCAGGUAGUUUGCAGGCCCCGUAUACCACCGAAGAUCUCAUCAAGCAUUAUAACUGUGGAGACCUGAAUGCUGUCAUAUUCAACCAUGACACUUCUCAGGUCCCUAACUUCAUCAACACAACACUGCCACCCCACGAGCAGGUGACGGCUCAGGAGAUAGAUAGCUACUUCAGGCAGGAGCUCAUCUACAAGAGGAAUGAGAGGAUGGGGAAGAGAGUGAUGGCGCUUUUAAGGGAGAAUACAGAUAAGAGCUUCUUCUUUGCCUUUGGAGCAGGUCACUUCCUCGGUAACAACACUGUGAUUGAUGUACUGAGACAAGCAGGAUUUGAAGUGGAGCACACCCCUCCUGGACAACCAAUUGGAAAUUCCAGGAUGACAAAGACAAGCCCAGCCUUGGAAGGGUCCUCAGCAACAGCCCUGCCUGCUGUCCAGCUAUCUGAGCAGGUCCCACUGACAUCUCCCUCCUUGAAGCCACUGCACAUGGAUGAAGACGACAGCCUGUCUCCUCACCUCCUGUUGCCAGAUAGCAUCAGCCAGCUGGAAGAGUUUGGCAGGCAGAAGAAAUGGCACAAGAAGCAGCACAAACACCAUCGCCAGAGGCAGUUCAAUGACCUCUGGGUUCGGAUAGAAGACAGCACCACCACGUUGCCUUCCUAUAUCAGGAUAACCAAUGGCUACAUCACAGUCAAACCUCCCAUUUGGAUUUCAAACCAGCUGGAUCAGAGACCGCGUUCAGAUCGCCCGUCCCAGCCUCAGCCUACAAGCUCAGCUUCAGCCAGCCUUUUAUGGCCAUCAGUAACUUCUCUUCUCUGCGUGGCCAUAGCUUCUUUACUCCUGAAUCUACUGCAGCCUUCCUGACGACAUUAGUAUUACGUGCAAUCCCUUGGAAUAGAGAAGAGAGAUAAUUUAUGAACGAAUUGGAGGUUAAGACAACAGUUACAAUCUGGACUGUCUCAGUGACUCAGUAGUGCCUUCUAGCUGAUUUUGUUUCUUUGCCCAGAUACAUUUUGAAACUCUAAAGCUUUAUUGUAACACUGACUUACAUCUUCUUUUUGUAGAAGGAUCUUUAUUUCCCAUAGUGCUAUGGGGUUUUGUAAAAUAUACAUGUUCAUAUAAAGAAAAAAAAAAGAAAAAGAAAAAAUGUAUUUAUUCAACUGGUAAACUUAUUUUUCUUGUUGUAUAUGUUAAUAACAUCCCUAUUAAUCAGUAGCGGUGGUGAAACACAUAAAUUAAUAUUUUCUAUAUUUGUUUUCUGACAACUCUGCAAAUGUCUGAACUGACACCAAAUGAAUGCCUUCUUUCUUUCCUUAACCAUUACCUUUUACAGCAGCUGUCCAAUAAGUACAUUUCUGCUAAACUUCUUCAUUUUACUUUCUUUUAUCUCAUUAGCAUAGCUUACAGUAAAUACAGCAGGUCCUGCUCUGCGUGGCCUAUGCCCAUUAGAAAAAUAGGUGCAUUCCUAACUCGUUAGCUGCUACAACCUAAAGUACCAGUUGUUUUUUUAUGACUUAGUAAGUCAUUAGUCAAGAUAACCCUGUAAGUUCCACUCUUAUCCUUAACUAAACUAUUUGACUUCUUUGGAAAUUACCAAUUUCCCUCUUUGCCCUGGGAUUAAUUCAUUAGCUAACACAAAUUAAGACACCUUUUUUCUCAAUAAAAAAUUGCUUUUGAAGUC
This is a messenger RNA of Strigops habroptila (Kakapo), 2938 nucleotides long. RefSeq names its product TraB domain containing 2B (gene TRABD2B). The record is from RefSeq and is a predicted model, not a curated record. The transcript has 7 exons. NCBI's taxonomy places the organism in Eukaryota, Metazoa, Chordata, Aves, Psittaciformes, Psittacidae. Gene Ontology annotation, biological process: negative regulation of Wnt signaling pathway. Bases 547 to 2121 code for a protein of 524 amino acids. Gene Ontology annotation, cellular component: organelle membrane. Gene Ontology annotation, molecular function: Wnt-protein binding; metalloendopeptidase activity.